CCCUGGCCUUCCUCAGCUUUUGAGCAUGUUUCGUCGUACCAUCCCACUCGGUUCGCUUCGCAUCUCAUCUCAUCAAACACUCUUGACACGUCGUUUUCACGCUUCUGCUUUCAACAUGGGUGUCACUAAGGAAACCAUCAAGGCCGGCGACGGUGUCAACUUCCCCAAGAAGGGUGACUCGGUCACCAUGCACUAUGUUGGUACUUUCACAAAGGAUGGUGGCAAGUUUGACAGCAGCAGGGACCGUGGCCAGCCUUUCGUCACCAAGAUUGGCGUCGGACAGGUUAUUAAGGGCUGGGACGAAGGUGUGCCUCAAAUGUCUCUUGGUGAAAAGGCAAAGCUGUUUAUCACAUACGACUACGCAUACGGUGAAAGGGGUCACCCCGCAGGUAUCCCCCCUAAGGCCGACUUGACUUUCGAGGUGGAAUUGUUGAAGAUCAACUAAGGGCUUGAUAUUUUAGCCAGUUCAAUCCAAUAAAGCUUUUGGAGUAGGCUUCUCUCGAGCCAUGAUUUUUGACAGCUCAUGCAUCAACAAUUGGCGGAACGCCCAUCCUUCGUACUAGCUAACCUUUAUAUACAAAUGCUAGAAUGACAUAUUUACAGUUGCUCAGUCGGGUUAGG
This is a messenger RNA of Spizellomyces punctatus DAOM BR117, 621 nucleotides long. RefSeq names its product FK506-binding protein 1. Lineage: Eukaryota; Fungi; Chytridiomycota; Chytridiomycetes; Spizellomycetales; Spizellomycetaceae. The transcript has 8 exons. The coding region runs from base 26 to 445 and encodes 139 amino acids. The record is from RefSeq and is a predicted model, not a curated record. Gene Ontology annotation, molecular function: peptidyl-prolyl cis-trans isomerase activity.